Molecule: messenger RNA, 1104 nt
Organism: Mytilinidion resinicola
Lineage: Eukaryota; Fungi; Ascomycota; Dothideomycetes; Mytilinidiales; Mytilinidiaceae
Exons: 1
Coding region: 1-1104 (367 amino acids)
Source: RefSeq, a predicted model, not a curated record
AUGACCACGUUCGCUGAUGAAACCUCUGGGAGUGUUGCUAUGGACAAAUCCUCGGGACUUGUGCGCGCUCUGGAUUUGAGAAUCAAACUCGCUGACCAGGGUCACGUGGACGAGGACAAGGUACCGUCGGUAGAUGAUAUUCUGGGCAUGAUUGCAAGCAGAAUGCACGCAAACUCGCAGAUUGACUAUCUGGCCCAAAGCGCAAGAGCCUGGAAAAUAUUGAAGGACGGUGCCUUAGCCAAGGCAGUUGGCGUGGAUGACAAAAAAGUUCAGCAGUUGGCGGAAGAGGUCGAAAAGACGUUCAAGCUGCGGCUAGAAGGUGGCAGACAGAGAAGGCCAGAACGAUCAAUGUUAGAACUUCUCCAAGAGCUUGCGCAUAACACUGUCCACAACCCUAGCUCCAGAGAGGACUUGAUGGCAAGGCAGGACAACAAAGACGAGCCAGACUCUCCUUUCGAUGGAAGGGAGCCAGCAACUCCCGAGGAAAUUGCGGAGCUAGAGAAACGGCUCAAGAUCACUCUUCCAGACGACUACAAAGAGUUUCUACGAAUAAGUAACGGCUUCGGAAACACGUGGGGUGGAAUCCUCCACAAUCCACCUUUGCAUCCCACCACAGAUGUCGACUGGUUUGGAGAUGACGAGGAUUACUUCUACGACCUUCCUCUGGAUCUCAUCGACUCCCAAAUCAACUACAUGACUCGCGACUAUCCCGUCAUUGCCGAGAUUGCGGACGACUGGCCAACUGUGGGUAUGGCGAUUGAUAUUGGGAACGAAGACAUCGACAGUAUAUGGUUGCUCCCUCCCGCAAACGUAGAGAAGCAAAGGGCUGCCUGCUUGGAAAUUCUCGACAACGAUGUCUACCCAGAGGAACUCAAGAGUAAGGUGCUAUCGUCUAUUGAGGAUUUUGCAGGUAGCCUUGAAAACUUCAAGAACCUGGAUUGGUGUUGUUUGACUUGGGCGUCUGGGGGAUCUGCACAGAUGGACUCGUACUCAAGCUUCAAGGAUUACAUAGCCACACAGGUGGUGAAUUCGGCGGAUGAAUAUUAUCCUCACGGCAAGGACGAAAACUACGAGAACAUAUGCUUUGCGUAUAGCUGUCGAUGA